Anopheles aquasalis is the source of this 4944-nucleotide messenger RNA. Its product is annotated as CD109 antigen. Gene Ontology annotation, molecular function: endopeptidase inhibitor activity. Lineage: Eukaryota; Metazoa; Arthropoda; Insecta; Diptera; Culicidae. The record is from RefSeq and is a predicted model, not a curated record. Gene Ontology annotation, cellular component: extracellular region.
GUUCCUCGUCCGAGGAAUCGAGAUCGGUCCGAAUCUGGUCUGGCCGUGUGGUGUGUCGUGCUAGUGUGGUGUCUCUGUGGGUUCCCUGCCCUGCCCCCGCCAAUCUAAUGGUUUGACCACUGCUGAUUUCGAAGUCAGGUCUCAUUAGCGGGCGAUUGCGCUGAGCGGCGCAUAAGCCAGCGAAAGGGGGAAACCCCCGAAGUUAUUUGUCGAUAGUUGAAGCAGUGACCGACGCGACGUGAGUGAGGAAGCGAGUGGAGUCCACUACAAAAAAAAAAAAAAAACAAGAAACAAACAAGUGCAAAACGACACUGAAGAACAUCCCGGACAAGCGAGCAAUGGCGAGGCGGACAGGAGCGUCCAUCCUGUGGGCAUCAUCGUUCCUGCUUUUCGGUUGCUGCAUAACCGGUUCCCAGGCAGCGGGCGGUCACUACUCGGUCGUUGGUGCCAAGCUGCUGCGGCCGAACUCGGAGUAUCACGUAUCGGUAACCAAUCAGGAUGUGCUGGAACCGAUUGCAUUCCGUAUCGCUAUCACGGACGAUAAGGAUGUUGUGGAACAGCAGCAAAUUACAUUAAACACCGGCGAAACCCGGCUCGUUCCGUUCACGAUUGGUGAUAUUCCCGAAGGUUCCUAUAAGUUAGUGGCCGAGGGGUUAUCCGGUUUGACCUUUAAGAACGAAACCAAUCUGCAGUAUCAGCAGAAGAGCUUCUCUGUGUUCGUGCAAACGGACAAAUCCAUCUACAAACCGGGUGAUAAGGUGCGGUUCCGUGUACUGGUGCUCGAUCCAAACACGAAACCACUGGCGAAGGCAACCAGCAUCGACGUUUACAUUAACGAUGGCAAGGGUAAUCGCAUCAAGCAGUGGAAAAAUGGAACGCUGGUCAAGGGUGUGUUUGAAUCGGAGCUCACCCUGUCGGCGGCACCGGUUCUCGGUGCCUGGAGCAUCAACCUGGACGUCUUGGGAACGAAACACAACAAGGCGUUCGAGGUGGAUGAGUACGUGCUACCGAAGUUCGAAGUAACGAUCGAGUCUCCUGGCAUCACGACGUUCAAGGAUGGCAAGGUGAAGGUAAUCGUACGGUCGAAAUACACCUACGGUAAGCCGGUGAAGGGUGAGGCAACGGUUUCGGUGAUGCCCGAGUUCCGGUUCCAUUAUGUGCAACCGGGCGCAAAGGAUGUGGUCACCCGUAAGGUGAUUCCGAUCGAUGGGAAAGGUUCGGUAGAGUUCGAUCUGCGCGAUGAGGUACAGCUCACGGGUGACUAUGCGCGGAACAUUGUGUUCGAGGCGGUCGUAGAGGAAGAGCUGACUGGGCGGAAGCAGAAUGCGACGACGAAGGUGAUGAUUUACGAUCGACGCUACAAGAUGGAGCUGGUCAAAUCGGACGACAACUACAAACCGGGCCUUCCGUACACGGCUUGGUUAAAGGUGUCCCAUCAGGACGAUACGCCGGUGCAGGAUCAAACGAACCACGUGGAGGUGCACGAAUCGUCUUACAAUGGUCAACCGACCAAGACCAACUAUACGCUCGAUGGAAACGGUAUGGCCAAGCUGGUGAUCAACACGGAUGUCAACGGGUCGUACAUUAAUCUGCAAGGCUACUAUCUGGGCCAGGAGUUCUAUUUGAAUGGCAUUUCCAAAGCCGAUUCGGAUGUCGAUUCUUACAUCCGGGCUCGCGUCCUCACAGAACUACCCACCGUUAACGAGGAUGUAGAAGUAGAGGUAGCAGCCACGGUACCGAUGAAAUCCUUCACUUAUCAACUGCUUGGGCGAGGCGAUGUACUGCUCAGUAAUACGGUGGCAGUGCCGGAAGCUAAGAUUUACACAUUCAAGUUCCGUGCCUCGUUUGCGAUGGUGCCACGGGCGAAGCUGGUAGUGUUUUACAUUGCGGCAAACGGUGAUAUGGUGAGCGAUAGUAAGGUCAUUACAUUCAACAGUGAACUGCCAAACUUUAUGAAAGUGACGCUGUCGAAGGAGCAAACCAAACCGGGACAGGAAAUAGAAAUCAGCGUCAGUACGAAUCCGGACUCGUACGUCGGGUUGCUCGGCGUUGAUCAGAGUGUGCUGCUGCUGAAGAGUGGCAAUGACAUUACGAAAGAUCAGGUGUUCGGCGAGCUGGAGAAAUACGAGGAGCGUUCGUACGGGUUUUACCGCAGGAAGAAGCGUUACGCAUGGCGCCCGUAUGGUGAACACCGUGAUUUCGAGAGCGUCGGUGCCUUCGUGCUCUCCAAUGCCAACGAUCCGCCACCCAAUAACACGUUGCCCGAGGCACCGAUUUAUAAGUUCCAUCGCGCCCCGAACGGAACCGUACUGUACACCAGCAUCGAGAAGCCGGCGCGUGCACAACCGAAACACGUGCUGAUCACCAACACACGGCCGCCAUUGGCGGGCCCGUUUGCCUUUAGCCGGUUGCCGCGGCCCCACCGUGACAUCCCACGUCUCUUCCUGUCGCAGGAAAUUCAAAAUACGUGGCUUUUCGAUAAUACCUACUCCGGAUUCAGCGGUGAAAAGACGCUAAAGAGGAAAGUCCCCGAUACGAUCACCUCGUGGAUCAUUACGGGUUUCUCGGUGAACCCGGUCUACGGUCUAGGGUUGACGCAGCGGCCUCGUAAGCUGAACGUGUUCCUUCCCUUCUUCGUAUCGACCAAUCUGCCGUACUCGGUGAAGCGUGGCGAGGUGGUCGCCAUUCCGAUCGUCGUGUUCAACUACAUGGAGGACGAUCUGACGGCGACGGUUGUGCUCGAGAAUAAAGAGCAGGAGUUCGAGUUUGCCGACGUCGAGAAUGAGAUCAUCGAUACAUCGAAGGUCGAACUGUCUCGCGAGAAGCGCUUGGCCGUUCCUGCCAACUCGGGCAAAACCGUGUCGUUUAUGGUGAAACCGAAAAAGCUGGGCCACAUCACGAUCAAGGUACAGGCAACGUCGGACGUGGCCGGUGAUGCGGUCGAGCGACAGCUCCUGGUCGAACCGGAAGGACUGCCGCAGUACGUGAACAAGGCCAUGUUUGUGGAUCUACGCGCAACAACCGAGGUGAAGAAGGAGUUCGAGGUAGAAAUCCCCCGAAAUGCCGUGCCGGACUCGACGCGUAUUGAGGUCGGCGUGAUUGGCGAUGUGCUCGGAUCGACGAUCCAGAAUCUGGACUCGCUCAUUCGCAUGCCGUACGGUUGCGGUGAGCAGAACAUGCUGAACUUUGUGCCAAAUAUUGUGGUGCUCGAUUACCUGAAGGCCACCAACAAGCUGACGGCGAACAUUGAGGCGAAGGCGAAGAAGUUUAUGGAAGCCGGUUAUCAGCGGGAGCUGGGCUACAAGCACCGGGAUGGUUCGUUCAGUGCAUUCGGCGAGAGUGAUAAGAGUGGAAGCACCUGGUUGACGGCGUUCGUCGCGCGUUCCUUCAAACAAGCGGCCAACCACAUCACGGUCGAUGAGUCCGUGAUCGACAAGUCGCUGGAGUGGCUGAGCGAUCAUCAGGCACCGAACGGUAGCUUCCCCGAGGUCGGUGUCGUCUCGCACAAGGACAUGCAGGGUGGUUCCGGUAGCGGGGUCGCCCUGACAGCGUACACCCUGAUUGCCUUCCUCGAGAACUACAAUCUGGUAAACAAGUACAAGAAUACCAUCAACAAAGCGAUCGAUUACGUGUACCGUAACACGGAAUCGCUGGACGAUACGUACGCGCUGGCUUUGGCCGCUUAUGCGCUCCAGCUGGCCGACCAUUCAUCGAAGGCCGUCAUUCUGGCGAAGCUCGAUGCGAAGGCUUCGACGGACAGUGAUACCAAGUGGUGGCACAAACCGAUCCCCGAAUCGGACGCCAAGAACCCCUGGUACGGUAGGCCGAACUCGGUGAACGUUGAGAUGAGUGCGUACGGUAUGCUGACGUUCAUCGAAGCCGGUCUCGAUACGGAUGCGCUGCCGAUCAUGAAGUGGUUGAUCGGACAGCGUAACGAUAAGGGAGGCUUCCAGUCCACCCAGGAUACGGUCGUGGGACUGCAGGCGUUGGCGAAGCUUGCCGCCAAAAUUUCCUCCCCCAACAAUGACGUUACGAUUGCGGUCAAUUACGCCAAGGACAUGGAAAUGCGUAUGAUCGUCGGUGAGGAGAAUGGUAUGAUUUUGCAAAAGUUUGAGCUACCGUCGUCGUCGCGUAACAUUAAGCUGACGGCAACCGGUAGUGGCUUCGCCGUGGUGCAGCUGUCCUACAAGUACAACAUGAAUGUGACCGGCGAGUGGCCACGCUUUGUGCUGGAUCCUCAGGUGAACGCCAAUACGAACCCGGACCAUCUACACCUGUCGGUGUGCACCAGUUUCGUACCAUCCGGUGGUCAGAAUGUUUCCAACAUGGCCGUCAUGGAAGUUAGCUUCCCCAGUGGUUUCACUGCCGACUCUGACACGCUGCCUUCGCUGGAGAACACUCCCUACAUUAAGAAAGUGGAGACCAAAGAUGGCGAUACGACUGUAGUGCUAUACUUUGAUAGCUUGGAUCAGCGCGAACUUUGCCCAACAGUAUCGGCCUUCCGGACGCACAAAGUGGCCAAACAGAAGCCUGCACCGGUUGUGAUCUAUGAUUACUAUGAUAAUUCUCGCAUCGCCCGACAGUUUUACGAUGGACCACGGGCUUCCCUGUGUGAUAUCUGUGAACAGGAAGACUGCAGCGACGCGUGUUCGAUCAAAUCCCAGAAACAACGCUCUCCUGCUGAACAGAACGAAACAACCACCAGCCGUACUAUGAUCGGAAAUGGAGGUCAGAAGUUCAACGUCAGCUUCCUGACUCUGCUGCUGUCUUCGGUGGUCCUGAGGAUGGUGCAGUGAAACACCAGUAAGUAGCAACUAGUACACACUCGCUACGCUAGUUACCAUCACGCGCGAAUGGAGCUGAGGAACUGCAACAACGCAGCGUGCGCACAGCACAAACGAACAAAUUCUAAGCAAAUAAAAACUAUGGCCAUCUACAUUGUGA